Molecule: messenger RNA, 1017 nt
Organism: Guyanagaster necrorhizus
Lineage: Eukaryota; Fungi; Basidiomycota; Agaricomycetes; Agaricales; Physalacriaceae
Exons: 3
Coding region: 43-1017 (324 amino acids)
Source: RefSeq, a predicted model, not a curated record
GUGGGGAAGUACAACGUGCGCUUAUUUCUCCUGUCACCUACUAUGAUGGGCCCCAAGACUAAGAAAACUCCAUCUCCCUCUCUGACUUGUACAACCCUACUGAAAGAUGAGGAAACCAGGCGUCCUAAGCCACGAAGACAUGGAAACCCGAAGGAACGCUGUCAGAUGCACCACAAGCAGUACAUGACACUGACGAAGAAAUACAAAAAGGCCGCACAACUUGUUUACGAGAUGCUUGGUGGGGCAAUGAUUCCCACCAAGGCAGAGAUCUUAUUGUACAACAGCAUACACAAUACAUUAGAGAAGGCGUGCUUGAUGAAGAAGUACGUCAGUGCUAUCAGGGAGGAAGACACAACCAAUCUUUCGUAUGAUCUACGAAGCAUCAGAAACCAUAUCAGUCUCUGCGGUGUCCUCAUCACCGACAUGGUCAAUAUGCGAUGUCCGAAACUUCCUAUUGAGCCAUUCCCGAGUACAAAACCAGUCUCUCACCCGGGCUACAGGAUGUGGGCUAAUGUAGAAUUUCGGUCAUACACAUUUGGCGCAGUUCGCAACGAGCCCGGCAGCUUUACUGAUGCCUUUCUGGAGGAGCUUCGUGGUAGACUGGACAUGUUUUAUGUCAUAACACGCUCAGAGACUGUACCGGGCAGGGACAUUGAGACCUUUGGGACUGUGUCCGCCCAAACGAAACUCGUUAUGAUGUUCGAAGCACGCAUAGAUGCUUCCGCUCCGAAAGCUCAGGGAGUGGUCCGUUAUGCGAAGUGCGGUCGAAAUUCUAUACGGAAUGGUGGGUUACCUGACGGCUUUGGAUCGUCCCAAAAAACCAAUCGCCAUGUUUCGCAUUUGAUGAGAAAUGUAGCUUGGGCUGCUUCUCGCACACAGGGCCUAGCAACAGGGAACUAUGACGCGAGGAUAUAUGCAAGGGCGUCAGACAAGUUGGUGCAAGCCCAUGCUUCUAAGCGUUUGUUAUUUCUCCCUUCAGAUAGCUGGUAUGUUGGACGUCUACAGGGUACCUAUUGA